Messenger RNA from Amaranthus tricolor (Joseph's coat), 3459 nucleotides. RefSeq names its product receptor protein kinase CLAVATA1-like. Gene Ontology annotation, biological process: hormone-mediated signaling pathway; protein phosphorylation. The record is from RefSeq and is a predicted model, not a curated record. The transcript is spliced from 2 exons. Gene Ontology annotation, molecular function: protein kinase activity; protein binding; ATP binding. Gene Ontology annotation, cellular component: plasma membrane. NCBI's taxonomy places the organism in Eukaryota, Viridiplantae, Streptophyta, Magnoliopsida, Caryophyllales, Amaranthaceae. Bases 227 to 3184 code for a protein of 985 amino acids.
AGGCCAUUUACCAAUUACCAUACGAGUUGUAUACCUCUCUCCCUCUUAUUGCUCCCCUCAUUGUUCUUCCUUUCUCUAUACCAGUAUUCUACUGUCCACUCCCAAUUCUUUAUUCAUCCAAUUCUAUUCUUAAACCCUCUCAUUCUUAUAAAACCAACAACAAACACUUCUUAAUCUUAUAUCACAAUACAUCCCCCAUAAAUAUUCUCUAUUCACCACUUUUAUCAUGAACUCCAUAACUCCAACCAUUUUCAUAAUCCAUCUCUGUUUUCUUCUCUUUCCUACACAAAUUCCUGCUAAAAUCCCUUCUGACCAUAAAACCCUUCUCAAAAUCAAAACUUCCUUUCUAAACCCCAACAAUGGCGGCCAUGGCCUCCAUGAUUGGACUCCAGAAAACCCUCACUGUAACUUCACUGGUAUUUCUUGUGACCAUAAUUCUCAUGUUAUUUCACUCAAUAUUACUAGAAUCUCACUAUUUGGUUACGUUCCUCCUGAAAUUGGGUUGCUUAAAAACCUACAAAAUCUCUCUCUUAUCGCAAAUAACCUCACUGGAAAACUACCCACUGAAAUUUCAUUGCUGUCUUCUCUUAAAUACAUCAAUAUCUCAAAUAACAAUUUCUCCGGCGAAUUUCCCGGCGAAAUUUUCACCAAUAUGUCGGAGCUUGAGUAUUUUGAUGUGUAUAACAAUAAUUUCAGUGGAAAACUUCCCACGCAAGUUAACCAUCUGAAGAAGUUAUUAUACUUUCAUCUUGGUGGGAAUUAUUUCUCCGGAGAGAUUCCGGAGAAUUAUGGUGAAAUGUCAUCUUUAAAAUUUCUGGGUUUGAACGGAAAUUCACUUUCCGGUAAGAUUCCAGCGAGUUUAAGCAAGCUGAAAGAUUUGAAUAUGCUAUAUCUAGGAUACUACAAUACCUUUUCCGGUGGAAUUCCGUCGGAAUUUGGUUCAUUGACAUCAUUGAAGCUUUUAGAUAUGGCUUCAUGUAAUCUCUCCGGUGAAAUUCCGAAAACACUGGGGAAUUUGAAGAAUGUUCAUACUCUUUUUAUGCAAAGGAAUCAACUCUCCGGUGAAAUUCCUACUGAGUUAUCUGAAAUGACGAGUUUAAUGUCUUUGGAUUUGUCAAGCAACUCUAUCACCGGAGAAAUCCCAGAAAGUUUCUCUAAUCUCAAGAAUCUUACCUUAAUCAGUCUUUUCCAGAAUAAAUUCCAUGGAAGAAUCCCUUCUGGAAUCGGUGAUUUGCCCAAUUUGGAGAAAUUGCAAGUUUGGAAUAACAAUUUCACUUUUGAAUUACCCAGUAAUUUAGGUUCUAACAAUAAGGUAAUAACCGUUGAUGUUUCGGGGAAUCGUAUCACCGGAGAAAUUCCCAAGAGUCUCUGUAAUGGCGGAAAAUUGAAACUGUUGAUUCUGUUUGGUAAUGCUCUGUUUGGUUCUAUCCCGGAAGAGAUUGGAAGUUGUAAGUCGUUGGAACGCCUCCGUAUUUCGAAUAAUCAACUCUCCGGUGAAGUUCCGGUGGGAAUAUUCAAAUUGCAGAACUUAACAACUUUAGAGCUUGGUGAUAAUGUAUUUUCCGGCAGGAUUCCAGCGGAUAUGUCAGCUCGGAAAAUAAGCGAGCUUAUUUUAUCCAAUAACCUUUUUACCGGCAAAAUUCCCCCUGCGAUUGGGAAUUUGAAAAGUCUGAAUACAUUAUUGUUGUAUAAUAAUAGAUUUUCCGGUGAAAUUCCAUCGGAGUUGUUCAGGUUGAAUCAGUUACAGAAUUUGAAUCUUAGUGUUAAUAAUCUUUCCGGUGAGAUUCCGGAUGAAAUUGGCCGGUGUAAGACUUUGAUUCAGAUUGAUUUCAGCCAGAAUAUGCUCUCCGGUGAGAUUCCGGGAUCGAUUUCUGAUCUGGGAGUUGUUGCAAUCUUGAAUUUAUCUAGGAAUUCACUUACUGGGUAUAUACCAGAAGAUAUUGCCAGUAUAACUAGUCUUACUCAGCUUGAUCUUUCCUACAAUAAUUUGUAUGGAGAAAUCCCUACUGGUGGCCAUUUCAAUGCUUUCAAUACAUCAUCUUAUAUUGGAAACCCGAAUCUUUGUUGGGUUAAUAGGCCUCAACCCUGCCCUGUUUAUAACCGGGCUUUGAUUGAGCACCGGUUUAGUACAUCCAAGUUGAUCAUUUUGAUCAUUGGACUAGUCACCGUUGUGCUGUUGUCGCUAGUUACACUGAUCAUUUACAGGAAGAAGCGUCUAGAAAGUUCUAGAGCAUGGAAGAUUGAACGAUUCCAUCGCCUCGAGUUCAAAGUGGAGGACGUGAUCGAAUGUCUUAAGGAAGACAAUGUGAUUGGUAAAGGCGGGGCAGGGAUUGUGUACCGAGGGACAAUCCCUGACCCGGAUGGUGGAACUGAUGUAGCUAUAAAACGGUUGUUGAAUCGAGGGGCGUCAAAUCCAACUUCAAAAAAUGAUCUAGGGUUUUCAGCCGAGAUAGCCACCUUAGGCAAGAUUCGACACCGGCACAUAGUGAAAUUGUUGGGUUAUGUAUCGAACAAGGAAACGAAUUUGCUGGUGUAUGAGUACAUGCCAAAUGGAAGCUUAGGGGAGAAGUUACAUGGACCGAAAGGAGCACAUUUGCAAUGGGAUGUGAGGUAUAAAAUAGCAGUGGAAGCAGCAAAAGGGUUGUGUUAUUUGCACCAUGAUUGUAACCCAAAGAUUUUUCAUAGGGAUGUUAAGAGUAAUAACAUACUUUUGGAUUCUGAUUAUGAGGCUCAUGUUGCUGAUUUUGGGCUUGCAAAAUAUCUUUGGGAUGGGGGUGCGUCUGAGUGUAUGUCCUCUAUUGCUGGAUCUUAUGGCUACAUUGCUCCUGAAUAUGCCUACACACUGAAGGUAGAUGAGAAGAGCGAUGUGUACAGCUUCGGAGUAGUGCUGCUCGAGCUGAUCACUGGACGAAAACCAGUGGGAGAAUUUGGUGAUGGUGUAGACAUAGUAAGAUGGGUGCGAAAGAUUGAAUGCGAGAUUCCUGAGCCAUCGGAUGCAGCUACUCUGUUGGCUAUCCUGGACUUGAGGUUACAAGGUUACGCGCUUUCUAGUGUAAUCAACGUGUUUAAGAUUGCCAUGCUGUGCGUUGAGGAUGAUAGCUCCAACAGACCUACUAUGAGAGAAGUUGUUCAUGUCCUUACCAAUCCUCCCCAACGUAUUAUCUCCGCUCCCAGCUUAAUCUGAUCUCAAAUUUCGGCCAUUUCCCUGAUUGGAACGAAAACUUUGGAGUAUUAUAAAAUAGUAUACCACUAACAUUUUGAGUAAAUGAAAUUAAAUAUAUAUCUACUAUCCAAUAAUCAUCAGUCUGGACUCUAGCUGGAAGGACUGCUUCAUUCUAGUGUGUGUAAUGCAUUGAUUAUUAUUGAUAAUGUUUAAUUAAGCUGUAUAUAUAAAUAUUUGUAUACAAAUUCUCAAAUGAAACAGUUUUAUGGUGAGAUAUAUCUAUUUAGGUGAUUCAA